GCUCAUUGUUUUUUCUCAGCUUUUUUUUUAUUAAGAGGAGGCCUAAGCCCAAUUACAAAGUAACUCUCCGGGGGAGAAGAACACACACAAAAUCAGCCCAAUACAGGCAGUAGGAGGUUCAUUCAAAAGAUUGAGCUAAAGGCCAACUCAACCAUCGAAUUUGUUGGUGAUUGAAAGAGAAGGAAGAAGAAGCAGGAAAUGGAAGCAGUGAGAGCUGGUCGAGAAGGAGCAAUAGGUCUAGGUCAAGGUGAUGGCGUAGCCAAGGACAGCACUGAGACUGAACUCACCAAAAUCCGUCUCCUCAGGGCAAUUGUUGAAACCCGUGAUCCCUCUUCCAAGAUCUAUUGUAGCCAGGAAGAGGAUGAUUUUAUGAUUAGAAGAUUCCUGCGUGCUCGUGAUUUAGAUGUAGAGAAGGCUUCGGCAAUGCUCCUCAAGUACUUGAAAUGGAGAAAUUCAUUUGUUCCAAAUGGCUCUGUAUCUGUGUCAGAUGUUCCUAACGAACUUGCACAAGAUAAGGUGUUCAUGCAAGGACACGACAAGAUAGGUCGACCUAUACUUAUGGUCUUCGGUGGAAGACAUUUUCAGAACAAGGAUGGUCUUGAUGAAUUCAAGCGAUUUGUUGUUUAUGUUCUUGAUAAAGUAUGUGCAAGUAUGCCACCUGGGCAAGAAAAGUUUGUCGGUAUAGCAGAACUUAAGGGAUGGGGAUACUCAAACAGUGACGUGCGUGGAUAUCUUAGUGCUCUAUCCAUUUUGCAGGAUUACUACCCAGAGAGAUUGGGGAAGUUGUUUAUUGUGAACGCACCAUACAUCUUUAUGAAAGUGUGGCAAAUUGUUUACCCAUUCAUUGACAACAAAACCAAGAAAAAGAUAGUAUUUGUGGAGAAAAAUAAGGUGAAAUCAACACUGCUAGAAGAGAUGGAGGAAAGUCAGGUCCCAGAGAUAUUCGGUGGCUCACUGCCAUUAGUCCCAAUUCAAGAUAGCUAAUUAAUUAAGUAACCGCUGACAGAAUAAGGAGAGGCGGGCCUAAAAAUAAAUAUUGUUAUUUCUUAUUUAUGUGUUUCUAUGCCGUUUUCUUUUUACCCAAUUACUUUACACUGUUGUAUCAGCUAUCAAUAUUCAGUAGUAAAUGAGUACGAUUUUUUUUUCCUA
Molecule: messenger RNA, 1149 nt
Organism: Glycine soja
Lineage: Eukaryota; Viridiplantae; Streptophyta; Magnoliopsida; Fabales; Fabaceae
Product: phosphatidylinositol transfer protein 3-like
Exons: 8
Coding region: 199-984 (261 amino acids)
Source: RefSeq, a predicted model, not a curated record